Molecule: messenger RNA, 1203 nt
Organism: Drepanopeziza brunnea f. sp. 'multigermtubi' MB_m1
Lineage: Eukaryota; Fungi; Ascomycota; Leotiomycetes; Helotiales; Drepanopezizaceae
Source: RefSeq, a predicted model, not a curated record
AUGAUAAAAUUUCUUCCAGAUGAUUUCGAGCCGCUUUUUGUCUCUCGGGCUGAUCUGGUCAUUGCAUCUAUUGCUUGGGGGUUUACUCUUGGUUCUGGCUUUCUCACCACGUGGACUGCCGUCAAACAGACAACCGUGAUCGCCCAGCGAUAUGGAUUCAACAGGGCUAAUUCGCCCUACAUUUUCAUGGUAUGGGGCGAAAUCCUUGUGAGCUUUAUAUUCAGCAUCAUCUGCUGGCUCUAUCUCAACGGCACUAUCCCUGACAGUUUCACGUUCUUCUUCAUCAUCCUGACGACAUGGGCCCUUCAAGUACAACUCUUGCUCCAGAUUAUCGUCAACCGAGUCUCGCUACUCCUCGUCGACCAGCGCCAGGCACUGAGGCUCAAGAUCUGCGUUGCCGUUCUCACCACAGCAAUCAACAUAUCUGUCUACUGUAUCUGGAUUCCGGCGCGACUUCAAAUCUCCAAGAAUUACAUCUACGUAAACGAAAUAUGGGAUCGGUGUGAGAAGUCCCUCUAUCUCGUAAUUGGUGGCGCGUUGAAUCUCUACUUCAACCACAUCGUCAAGCAAAGACUCGUGCGCCAAGGACUAGUCAAGUACGACCGCCUGGUGCGCUACAACCAGUGGCUUAUAUGCCUCUCACUCAGCAUGGAUUGCCUCAUCAUUGGGACGAUGAGCUUGAACAACAGUUUUGUCUACAUGCAGUUCCAUCCUGUCGCGUACAUGGUCAAGCUCAAGAUCGAGAUGUCGAUGGCGGAAAUGAUCGCAAAGAUCGCAUCCGCGGAUGAAGACGAGUUGGACCAUGCCGUCGUCGGCGACGCCAAACCCAACCCCGUCGCGACGCAGCUUACCAAGAUGUUCGGAAGAUUGAAGGACGUCCAUCGGCGACUGGACGCGUCGAUGAGUGAGCACCCUGCUGCUGCUACGGGCGAUCAAAAUAUCUAUGCCACCCGAGAGGUCUCCAUUACCGUUGAGCGGAGGAAGAGCUGUGAUGGGAGCAUAUCAAUGUGGAAGGACGAUGGCUUUGACAGGAGGGCGUCGCAUGGGAGUGAUGAGGAUAUGAAGCCGUUGAAAGAUAGAAAUGCGUGGCGGAGUGAGUGGGAGCUGGCGAGCGAGGUUAGUUCGGGGUUGGGGAAGGGUCUGGGGAUGACCACCACCAUCUGGGGAUCGUCUCAGGAAGGGAAGGAGACGAGUCAUCGUUGA